UGAAUCAUGGUUCCUGUAAUGGACUCGUUAGAUUUUCAAAAAAUGGCCGCAUAAAUUGCAUAUCCUUAUAUGCCAAAUUUGGGCCGAGACAAGGGCCUCUGAACCCAAAACCAGCCCCACAAACGGAUUUAUUAUUUAAAGAUUAAAGAUUUUAUUAAUAAUUAUGAUGAAAUAAAUCAGAAAAUCCUCGAGUGAUGCUGAAGUGUACCGGAGAAAACCGAGAUUGAUUCAUCGGCAUGAGGAAACCUUGUUCAUCAGACCCGCAAUGAAAAAUGCCAAUGGGGAAAUUCAUCAGAGUGACGAAUUCUCCGCCUCUGUGUGUAAGAUCGAAGCUUCUCUGCGUCUCUCUGCUCUAUCUGUUGACGGCCAUUCUCCUCUCCGUCUACCUCUCUCUCUCCCGAAACCAAUGCUUCUUUCGCUCUUCCCCCUUCGACCCCAUCCAGACUCCGCUCUUCUCCUACCCUUCUUCUUACGGCCACCACAAAUACGCUCUUCCCACUCACCGAUCCUCGUGCUCUUCCCCUGUUUUCUUCUCUGAUUACUGGACAGUGUUGAAGGAGAUGCAGAGUAUCGGCAGAAGUUCAACAUCGUCGGAGGAGGAACUGAGAUACAUGAAGGGAAAAGAUGACAACUUUGGAGGAAAUUUCAAAGCCCAGAAGAGGUUUUCUUAUUUCCAUCAUUCAAAUAAUGACGUCGACGUUCCAUGCGGCUUCUUCAGAGAUUUGCCCAUAAGUGAUUCCGAUAGAGCCGAAAUGGAGACAUGUACCAUAGUUGUUGCAUCAGCCAUCUUCAACGACCACGACAAGAUCAGACAGCCCGUCGGACUCGGAGUCAAAACUCUAGGAACCGUAUGUUUCUGCAUGUUCAUCGAUGACAAAACCCUAAAUUCUCUCUCCCGUCACAAUCUCAUCCCCAUGAACUAUACCGGAAACUAUCGAAUCGGGGUGUGGAGAAUCGUUAAACUCGAGAAAUCCGAGGGUUUGUACGCAAACCCGGCCAUGAACGGGGUAAUACCAAAGUAUUUGAUCCAUAGAAUGUUUCCAAACUCGAGAUUCAGCGUAUGGAUAGACGCCAAAGUACAGCUGACGGUCGAUCCAUUGCUGUUGAUACAUUCACUAGUGGUGGUGCCCGAGGUCGAUAUGGCGAUAUCUAAGCACCCGUUUUUCGUGAACACGAUGGAAGAAGCGAUGGCCACUGCGAGGUGGAAGAAAUGGGAAGACGUUGAUGGGUUGGUAAGGCAAAUGGAGAGUUAUUGUGAGUUUGGUUUCAUGCCUUGGAGUCCUAAGAAGCUGCCUUAUCCCACAGAUGUACCGGACAGUGCGUUGAUACUGAGGCGGCAUGGACUGAGGAGCAACUUAUUCUCAUGCCUAGUGUUCAACGAGUUGGAAGCGUUCAACCCGAGGGACCAAUUGGCGUUUGCGUUUGUGAGAGAUCACAUGAACCCUAAGGUGACGAUGAACAUGUUCGAGGUUGAAGUGUUUGAACAAGUUGCCGUUGAAUACAGACAUAACCUGAAGAAGAUUGAGACCGCGGAGCAAGCAGAGCGAGGUUAUUACUAUCAUGCCACAAGGGCAAAACCUCGGACGAAGACAAGAAGAUGGGCAGACCUCAAGUCUUGGUCUCUCAAUAGCAGCAGCUGCAGGGACUAUCUCACGGAGAUGUGGGGUUGAAAAUGGAAAAUCCCACUGUUUUGAUUUUCUUUUAUUCGAAAAUUAUUGAUUUAUUUAUUUUUCUUUGAUAUAUGUAUCUAUGUUCCAUUCAAAU
This is a messenger RNA of Tarenaya hassleriana, 1764 nucleotides long. RefSeq lists its product as uncharacterized. The coding region runs from base 273 to 1670 and encodes 465 amino acids. The transcript is spliced from 5 exons. The record is from RefSeq and is a predicted model, not a curated record. Lineage: Eukaryota; Viridiplantae; Streptophyta; Magnoliopsida; Brassicales; Cleomaceae.